AUGGGGGAGCAAAUUAUAUACAUUUGCUUAAAUGCUGGUGUGCCUGGAGAUUUGAGUGACAUUGAUGUUGAUGAGCAAGAAGUGACUCAACCAAGUGAACCUGAUGAAAAGGAAAGGACACCUCAACAACUUAGACACUCAGAAAUAAUCCAAAAGCCAAAUCCGGAAUAUGCCAACGAAGUUAUUAUACAAGACAAAGUUAAAGAGCUAGAGACGUAUGGAGAAACAUCACCAAAUACGGCUUGGCAGCAGACAAUGGAGGACAAAAUUAUAGCCUUGGAGAAAAAUCAAAAUUGGGAACUAGUGCCAAGAUCAGGAGAGAUGGAUAUGAAGAAUACUUUCCUGAACAGAGAGUUAAACAGAGAGUUCUACAUGAACCAACCAAAUGCAUUCGAAAAUGAAGUUGGAGUCAUUAGUCAGUAUAUGCAAAGUCCGAAGAAGCCUCAUUUUGAUGCGACUCGACGGACCUUGAGAUAUGUUAAAGGAUAUCACGAUACUCAAAGAUCAAGCACCAGAACAAAGCAUGUGGAGAGGCACUACCAUUCCAUUAGAGAGAAAGUUCUGAAGGAAGAAAACGAGAUGCAGCAGAUCAAGACAGAUGACCAAAUGGCAUUAAGUAAGGCAUGGAGCGAAGCUUGUUCGCAUGAUGGAGGUGGUGUAGUUUUAGUACCAGAUGGGAGGUUUCUAAUUUUUUCGUUGGUGCUUAAAGGUCCAUGCAAAGGAUCCAUUGGUCUACGAAUUAAUGGCGAAUUGUUGGCUCCUAUCGAUCCAAAUUUCGCCAUUGGCCAAAUCUGGCUGAGUAUCUAUGAAGUCGACAACUUAUUUGUCGACGGUUAUGGCAGCUUGAACGGUCGCGGUUCUUUAGCUUGGUCUAUCAAAAAGUUUAACCGUCCAAUUUCUAUGAAACUCUCUAAAAUCAACCAUGCGAGAAUUACGAGUAUAACAUCGUACAAUAGCAAAUUCUUCCAUUUUGGUGUGCAUGGAUGUAAUGAUGUCACGUUUGAUCACAUUAGAACAAUGGCUCCAAAAGAUAGCCCCAACACAGAUGGAAUCCACAUUUCCAAGUCAAGUGGUAUCAAUAUUAUGCAUUCAAGAUUCGACACGGGAGACGAUUGUAUCUCUUUGGGCCCUGGAAGUAGAUUCAUCAACAUAACAAACAUCCAUUGUGGUCCAGGUCACGGAAUCAGCAUCGGCAGCCUUGGAAAAUUCCCAAAUGAGGAAGAUGUCUCUGACGUUUUAGUAAGAGACUCCACAUUUGUUGGUACAGACAACGGUGUGAGGAUCAAAACAUGGUCGUCUUCACAUCCUAGUUUUGUUACAAAGAUUGCUUUUCUCAAUCUCGAAAUGAAGGACGUAAAAAACCCUAUCGUCAUUGAUCAAAAAUAUUGCCUUGGCUGCAACAGAAAUGAAAUGAGUAACUCAAGAGUGAAGAUUGGAGACGUGAGAUAUGAAAAUAUACGGGGGACUUCAGCAACCCAAGCGGCCGUAAAUUUUGAAUGUAGCCAAGUUUUACCAUGCGAAGGCAUAGUGUUGCAAGACAUUAACCUCUCCUUCAAUGGUCGUGGCCAACCAACUUCCAUUUGUCACAAUGUGAAAGGAUCUGCUCUUGGCAAACAACUUCCCUCCUCUUGCCUUUGA
This is a messenger RNA of Cucurbita pepo subsp. pepo (vegetable marrow), 1638 nucleotides long. NCBI's taxonomy places the organism in Eukaryota, Viridiplantae, Streptophyta, Magnoliopsida, Cucurbitales, Cucurbitaceae. The record is from RefSeq and is a predicted model, not a curated record.